CUUACCGUGAACCCCAUUAUUACUACCAGUUCACAGCUCGAUAUCACGCAGCUCCCUGCAAUAGUAUCUACAAUAUUUCUUUUGAGAAGAAGCUUCUUCAGAUUUUAAGCAAAAUGGUUCUUGACCUUUCAUGUGAAAUUUCCUUACUUAAGUCUGAAUGCCAUCGUAUUAAAAUGCAGAGAGCUGGUUUGCAAAAUGAACUGUUUUUUACAUUUUCAGUUUCAUCUCUAGAUACUGAAAAAGGACCCAAGCCAUGUAUAGGCCAUAAUUGUGAAUCUUCUAAAAGGCUAUCUAAGGCUAAAACCCUGAUAGAGAGAUUCUUUAGACAACAAGUAGAAGUUGUUGGCAGACAUGCAGCGGCAUUGCCUGAAAUAUACUAUAUUGAAGGUACUCUUCAAAUGGUUUGGAUUAAUCGCUGCUUUCCAGGGUAUGGAAUGAAUGUCUUGCAACAUCCGAAAUGUCCUGAGUGCUGUGUGAUCUGCAGCCCUGGAUCCUACAACCCUCGUGAUGGAAUUCACUGCCUUCCGUGCAAUAGCAGCCUGGUGUAUGGAGCAAGAGCCUGCUUAUAGGCCAUUAUCUUGAGCUGUUUGGUGGUUUAUUAAACACAAAAGUGUAUUUUUGUAAUAUUAAUAUAUAAUAAAUCACUAUUAUACAAAAAUUAAAUAUAUCAGAUUCUAC
Carlito syrichta (Philippine tarsier) is the source of this 678-nucleotide messenger RNA. RefSeq names its product zona pellucida binding protein (gene ZPBP). Gene Ontology annotation, cellular component: acrosomal vesicle; extracellular region; zona pellucida receptor complex. NCBI's taxonomy places the organism in Eukaryota, Metazoa, Chordata, Mammalia, Primates, Tarsiidae. Gene Ontology annotation, biological process: binding of sperm to zona pellucida; acrosome assembly. The record is from RefSeq and is a predicted model, not a curated record. The transcript is spliced from 4 exons. The annotation marks the transcript as partial.